GAUGCUUAUAUAAAUUGUCAUCUCAUUAGCAGGAUUAUAAAUUAUGGGCAGCAUUGAAAUUAGAUGGCAAUUAAUUUUCAUCCAUCGAUAUAUAAAUAAAAUUAUAUAAUUAGCCUAGAGAUUUAAAAAUAGGAGACAUUAUAAUAUUAGGAAAUGUGAGAAUGAAUUCGAGAUAACUAAAGCAAGCUUGGAACUGUUAUUCUAGUGUAAGAUCAAGAUUUACUUUGAAUUCUGA
Molecule: messenger RNA, 235 nt
Organism: Paramecium octaurelia
Lineage: Eukaryota; Ciliophora; Oligohymenophorea; Peniculida; Parameciidae
Source: the annotation of a GenBank genome assembly